CUUUCUUUUGCUGUUCAUCAUACCAUCAAUAGAAAUCGUCCAAUUUCUGAUUUUGUUUCGCAAAAUUCGGACUUUUGUACAAAGGCUUCGUUUUUUUUUUUUCUGUUCUUUAUAAAUAGCUCGUCAAAGAAAUAGAGAAAAAUCUCAAAUAAAAAAAAAUGGACAACGAUGAAGAAGAGCACUUAAAGGCAGCUUUUGGCGAAUCGUCAGAUGAUGAACACCUCGCAGAUCGGCUGGAGAAAGAAACUGUAGAGAUCAGAGAUUCGACGGUAUGGGAGCGAGUGGAGAAAAUCGACGGUUUAUGGCUCUGUAGAAACUUCCUCUCUGUUCAUCAUCAGUCUGAUUUACUCUCCGCCAUUCUAAACGAAGGUUGGUUCGUUGAAGACUCUAUUAACCAGGCGAUGAGAUUUGGUGAUCUCCCUUCAUGGGCAACAGAAGUAUCUGAUCUCAUACGCGAGACCGUUGAAUCUGUUGAUCUUCCAGUGUUGCCUGCUGAUUUACUGUGGAGAGAGCCUCUGUUCGACCAGCUCAUUGUCAAUUUAUACCAACCAGGUGAGGGGAUUUGUGCACAUAUUGAUCUGCUGCGUUUUGAAGAUGGAAUUGCCAUUGUCUCUCUGGAGUCACCUUGCGUGAUGCGGUUCAGUCCUGCAGAAAAGGAAGAAGAUGAAGAUGUGGAUGUUUUGUUGAGCCCAGGGUCUCUCAUUCUCAUGUCUGGAGACGCUCGGUAUCGAUGGAAACACGAGAUUAAUCGAAAGCAGGUCGGGUUUCAGGUAUGGGAAGGAGAAGAAAUUGAUCAGAAACGAAGAAUAUCCAUCACCUUGAGAAAGCUAUGUCAAGCUUAAGGCUGGACUAGCUAAUUUUAGUCAUCUUUUUUGUAUAUGUGAUUUAACUAAUAAGAACUUUGGAUCCUCAUAUCUUUCUUCACAUUGGUUAGGGAAAGUCAUUUUUA
Molecule: messenger RNA, 949 nt
Organism: Eutrema salsugineum
Lineage: Eukaryota; Viridiplantae; Streptophyta; Magnoliopsida; Brassicales; Brassicaceae
Exons: 4
Coding region: 159-842 (227 amino acids)
Biological process (GO): DNA damage response; fatty acid metabolic process
Cellular component (GO): mitochondrial matrix
Source: RefSeq, a predicted model, not a curated record